This is a messenger RNA of Spinacia oleracea (spinach), 1838 nucleotides long. RefSeq names its product serine/threonine-protein kinase Nek6. Gene Ontology annotation, biological process: protein phosphorylation. The transcript has 14 exons. Gene Ontology annotation, molecular function: protein serine/threonine kinase activity; ATP binding. NCBI's taxonomy places the organism in Eukaryota, Viridiplantae, Streptophyta, Magnoliopsida, Caryophyllales, Amaranthaceae. Bases 462 to 1361 code for a protein of 299 amino acids. The record is from RefSeq and is a predicted model, not a curated record.
AUCAAAAAUAAAAAUUGCUAGUAUUCUCCAAAUAAAAGAAAUUCUGUUGAGGGAUGAUGACACUCCAACCACAAGAGAGGUAUAAUGAUAAUUAUCCCUCAAUAUAUGUAUCUGAGUAUGCAAGCAAAGCUUCUCCUCUUUACCUUAUUUUAACCUUUUGUCACACACCUUUAACAUUUGCCACACCUCCUUUUUUGCUCAAACACUAUUCCAUUCUUUGCUUUUGCUUCAAAUCAACCCUCACUCCCCUUUUCUCUAAUCAUAAUUAGUCCCUUAAUUAAUUACAUUAUUAUGCAUCUUUUUGGUUUACUGUUUGGUCCGUUUGAUCAAAUCGUUUAGUUUAGGUCAGUCCAACUCUAAAUUAACACGCAGAUUUUGCGUGAAGUCGGUUUAACCGAGCAGAAUCAUAUCACUCUUCCUUUAACUAAUAGUUUAAUUUCUGAAGAAUCUGAGCAAUAAUAAUGGAGAUCAAUGUAAAUGAUCAUGUUGAUGGAGUAAUUGUAUCAAAGAUGGAACAAUAUGAAAUAUUGGAGCAAAUUGGUAGAGGAGCUUUUGGUACUGCAUAUCUUGUUCUUAAUAAAUUUGACACCAAGAAAAAAUAUGUAUUGAAGAAGAUCAAAUUAGCUAAACAGACUGAGAGAUUCAAGCGUACAGCGCACCAAGAGAUGAGCCUGAUUGCAAAGUUGAAUAACCCUUAUGUGGUGGAAUACAAGGAUGCAUGGGUUGAAAAGGAGAGUUAUGUGUGCAUUGUGACAAGCUAUUGUGAAGGAGGUGACAUGACUGAGAUGAUAAAGAAGUCAAGAGGAACAUAUUUUCCAGAGGAGAAACUCUGCAAAUGGCUAUCUCAACUCCUCUUAGCCUUGGAUUACCUUCAUUCCAACCGCGUUUUACACAGGGAUAUUAAGUGUUCCAACAUUUUUCUUACCAAGGAUCAUGAUAUAAGGCUAGGUGAUUUUGGCCUAGCAAAACUAUUAAGCAAAGAUGAUCUUGCAUUCUCGAUGGUAGGCAGUCCAAACUACAUGUGUCCUGAACUUCUUGCAGAAUUGCCCUAUGGUUACAAGUCUGAUAUAUGGUCCUUAGGCUGUUGCAUGUUUGAAAUAGCAGCACAUCAACCUGCAUUCAGGGCACCGGAUAUGGCCGCGCUAGUGAACAAGAUAAACCGGUCUACUAUCUCCCCACUACCAACUUCUUAUUCUCCUACUUUGAAACGUUUGAUCAAGACCAUGUUGAGGAAAAACCCAGAACACAGACCAACAGCUGCAGAGUUGUUAAGGAAUCCUCACUUACAACCAUACCUCACUCAAUGCCACACAUCUCCUGUAUACCUUGUAGGAACUAUGACUAAUAAGAACAAUAAUUAGAACAAGCUUAUCUGUAACAAUGUCGUGGCGUGACACCAAUCACUGCCCUAAAGUCGAAUUUGCCCCGCUAAGUACACGCGGACUCGUAGCAACCGACCCCCAGGGAUACACGACUCCAAUCCUUCGGUGUACGACGAAGAACUAGAUUGAGAACACCCUUAAGCAAUGCCCAGAACAACGGAGGUUUUGUGUUUUUAUUUCGGAGAAGAGGAGAAGAACUCAAUUUUCUGUGUCUUUUCUGUGGAAAAGGAUGAUGAAUUUAUAGAGAGUUUUUGGGAAACUGUAACAGCCAUAAACGGCUAGUGGAGCAGUUACUGGAGUAAUGGGGAACUCCAACAGUCAUAAAACGGCUAGUGGGGUUAAUGGAGCAGUUUCCAGAGUUAGUGGGUUGAUUAAGUCUCCCGACUUAAUCAAACUGCUCUUGACCAAAAAGAAUAACCCGGUCCACAAAACCCACCCCACGCCCGCGAACCGCCA